Messenger RNA from Capra hircus (goat), 995 nucleotides. RefSeq names its product transmembrane and immunoglobulin domain containing 1 (gene TMIGD1). The transcript is spliced from 6 exons. The record is from RefSeq and is a predicted model, not a curated record. Bases 97 to 882 code for a protein of 261 amino acids. Gene Ontology annotation, cellular component: neuron projection. Lineage: Eukaryota; Metazoa; Chordata; Mammalia; Artiodactyla; Bovidae.
UAGACAAGAGGAAGGUUCAUAAGCUCAGUGUAGACCAAAGUGCAGAACCAACUGCUCCAUUUUUCCCCUGGCAGAUCAGACGUAAAUUCAUUAAAGAUGGCACAGAAGACCAGCGGCCUAAUACAAAGAUGCGGAUUUCUUCUCUUAAUGAUUCUAUUUCUGCCACAUGUGAUGACAAGUUCUGUUUUAAGUGUGAAUGGUAAAACUGAAAACUAUAUUCUGGACACUGAGCCUGGCCUCCAAGAAUCUCUGAAAUGUGCUGUGGAAAACCACACCCGAGAUGAAGAACUUCUCUGGUACCGCGAAGAUGGGAGAGUGGAUUUGAAGUCUGGAAACAAAAUCAACUCCAGCUCCGUCUGUGUCUCGGGCAUCAGAGAAGAUGACAACGGCAUCACCUUUACCUGCAAGUUGCAGAGGAAUCAGUCGGUGUCCGUCUCAGUGGUGCUGAAUGUCACUUUUCCUCCUCUCCUAAGUGGAAAUGACUUCCAAACAGCUGAGGAAGGCAGUGAUGUGAAGUUAGUUUGCAAUGUGAAAUCCAACCCCCAGGCUCAAAUGAUGUGGUAUAGAAACGGUGGCAUCUUGAACUUAGAGAACCAUCACCGAAUCCAACAGACAAGCGAGUAUCUUCAACUGUCAAUCACAAAAGUCAAGAAAUCCGACAAUGGGACUUACAGCUGUAUUGCCAAUUCACUGAUAGAAACAAAGACCAAGGACUUUCACCUUAUUGUCAAAGAUAAAGCCUCAACUGUACCAAUAGAACCCAUUAUUGCUGCAUGUGUUGUGGUCUUUCUGACCUUGGUCUUUGGAUUGAUUGCCAGAAGAAAAAAAAUAAUGAAGCUCUGCAGAAAGGAUCAAGGCCCUCAGUGCAGAACAGCUCUAUGAGGAAAUUGAGAUGCCAUCUAUUACAGCAAGAGUUUUGCAUCAGGACCUCCUUGAUUUAUGUAGUCCCAUCUGUAUUUAUUGCUAUUAUUAAAUUCAUUCCUGUCUAAUUGUCA